GGCGCAUGCGCAGUGGCUUCACCUAGCGGGCGCCGGCCAUGGCUGAGUGGACUCCUGCCCAGGCCUGGGAAUGGGAUGUGGAGCCCCAGCACCUGGCGUCGUUCCAGCCCCCUGCCCUCUUUGACCAAAGUGCCGAGAGAGAGAUCUACCCGACCGCCGAGAUCUCCCUGUGGACGGUGGUGGCCGCCAUCCAAGCGGUGGAGAGGAAGGUGGAUUCUUACGCCGCGCGGCUGCUGAACCUGGAAGGGAGAACGGCCACGGCCGAGAAGAAGAUCUUUGAGUGCGAGAAGACGGAGCUGGAGUUCAGCAACCACCUGGCCGCCUUGGGGACCCUGAUCCACGAGUACGGGCUGCUCCAGAGGAGGCUGGAGAACAUGGAGAACCUGCUGAAGAACCGGAACUUCUGGAUCCUCCGGCUGCCACUGGGCCCAAAGGGAGAAAUCCCCAAGGUUCCGGUGACUUUUAAUGACGACGCAGCGAACUUCUCCCCCCAAGAGUGGGGCACUCUCGAGGAGUGGCAGAAGGAACUUUACAAGAACAUCACCAAAGGCAACUACGAACCGUUGGUCUCGCUGGACGCUGCCAUUUCCAAAGGUGAGGUCCUCCCCCAGGUGGAGCCAACGGAACCGCCCCGUGUUGUGGAGCAGGAGUUUGUGGGGGACAAGAGGUUCUCCGCAGAGCCCAGAACAGAAGCAGAGCCCUUGGCUUCCAAAGAGGACCUCUUGUCCUGGAUCAAGCAAGAAGAACCUCCCGGCAAAGGGAAGUGGGACCUGGAGAGAGAGAUUCCCCCGGCUCUGGGCUACGACGAGAGCGCCAUGAUCAAAAGCGAGGCCCCGCCUCUCCCGGAGGUCCCCGCCCCCGCCUUCUCCGGCCACGGGAUGCUGCCCGGCCUCCCCAGCGAAGACGUCUUCCACGUCCCAAAGCCGGAAGGGACCUGCGAGAGGCCAGGCUGCUGCCCCCGGGGGCUGCCAGCCCCCCACCCUGCCCCGAGGCUGGAGGAGGCUGCCCAGAGCGAGAGGGGCUGCCGGGACCUGGCGGCCGCCCAGCAGGAGGCCUGCCUCCGAGGGGAGCCCUUCCGGUGCCUCAAGUGCCGGGAGGCCUUCGCCUGUGAGCAGCAGUUUGCCUUGCACCAGAGGAUGCACGUGGGAGAGGAGGCGUACGGGGAAGGGGGGGUGCCGCCGGCCGAGCCCAGCGGCCCGCAGGCCUCGGACCCCUACGUGUGCUCGGACUACAAGGGCAGCUUCGGGGACCCUUCGGCCUUCUCUCAGGCGGCGGGGCGGCCCCACGCCUGCUCCCUCUGCCCCAAGAGUUUCCGGCUCAAGACCAGCCUGCUGAUCCACCAGAAGACCCACGCGGCGGGCAAGAGCGAGAGCCCCUUCGUCUGCCCGGAGUGCGGCUGCGGCUUCAGCCACCAGGGGCAGCUCACCCGGCACCAGGCCAUCCACGCCGACCGGCCCCACCAGUGCUCGGAGUGCCACAAGGCCUUCAACCGCAAGUCCAGCCUGGUGGUCCACCAGAAGACCCACCGCGAGCGGCCCCGGCCCUUCCAGUGCCCGCAGUGCAGCAAGACCUUCAUCCGCAAGCAGCACCUGGACGACCACACCCGCACCCACACCGGGGAGAAGCCCUACCAGUGCCCCGAGUGCGAGAAGCGCUUCGCCGAGAAGUCCAAGCUGACCAACCACUACCGCAUCCACACGGGCGAGCGGCCCUACCGCUGCGGGCAGUGCGACAAGCGCUUCGUGCGGGCCCACCACCUGGUCAAGCACCAGAGCAGCGUCCACCAGGCCGGGGCCAAGCUCUACGCCUGCCGGGAGUGCGGGCAGAGCUUCAGCCACGCCCAGGCCUUCGUCAGCCACCAGGCCGGCCACGCCAACGGCGAGCGGCGCCACCGCUGCGGCGAGUGCCUCAAGACCUUUGCCCGCAGGAAGUACUUGCUGGAGCACCAGCGCAUGCACACGGGGGAGAACCCCUACUCCUGCCCGCACUGUGGCAAGUGCUUCCGCUACAAGCAGUCGCUCAAGCAGCACCUGCGCAUGCACGGGGAGCAGCUGCUGCCUCCGCCGGCGCCCGGGGCGGAGCAGGCCCCGACCCUCAGCGGCAUGUCAGAGGAGAGACCGCCUCUCUUCCAAGCCCCCCCUUCCAACGGGACCUGAAGGCGGGCCGCCAACGCCCAGCGCUGCUCAGAAAAGUGUACAGACGGGCCGUGAAAGGGGACACGCGGUUCAUCCGUUUAAAGACCUUGGCGUGGACAUCCUCCGGGCAGGCU
Elgaria multicarinata webbii is the source of this 2269-nucleotide messenger RNA. Its product is annotated as zinc finger protein 398-like. The record is from RefSeq and is a predicted model, not a curated record. Lineage: Eukaryota; Metazoa; Chordata; Lepidosauria; Squamata; Anguidae. Bases 39 to 2156 code for a protein of 705 amino acids. The transcript has 6 exons. Gene Ontology annotation, biological process: regulation of DNA-templated transcription.